Messenger RNA from Penicillium antarcticum, 1920 nucleotides. RefSeq names its product hybrid sensor histidine kinase/response regulator. Gene Ontology annotation, biological process: phosphorelay signal transduction system; phosphorylation. NCBI's taxonomy places the organism in Eukaryota, Fungi, Ascomycota, Eurotiomycetes, Eurotiales, Aspergillaceae. The transcript has a single exon. The coding region runs from base 1 to 1920 and encodes 639 amino acids. Gene Ontology annotation, molecular function: phosphorelay sensor kinase activity. The record is from RefSeq and is a predicted model, not a curated record.
AUGAGUUUCAAUUUCAGCCCGACCGCUUCUGCGCAACAGCUGGCGGACAACAUUCCCCAUGGCUUAGCAAUCCUCAAUAGGAACUACGAGCUGGUUUCCCAGAAUUCUAGUUUCCGAAUGCUGAUUGCCUGUUCCGACGCGAAGUUUCCACAUUGCUUGCUGCAAUCGGUCCACCUAGACGACGUCCACCGGGUUAAUACUUGGUUCAACGAAGCUUUGUCGACCAAAGCAGCGCUACGCAUUGAAUACCGGACUCGGAAUCAGGAUAUGUGGCGUGUGAUGACUUCGAGUCCUCUUCUUGCACAUGGUCAUGAGUUUGGCCUUGAUGCCCAUGGCGGAUUUAUCGUCACGAUCUCGGACAUCACACCAGAGAAGAGGGCAGAGUAUUACCAAAAACAGCUUGCCAAAGACGCACAAGAACACAGACAGAAUCAAGAGCGAUUUAUCGACAUGAUUAGCCAUGAGAUUCGGAACCCGCUUUCCGCGAUAUUACACUGCACCGAGGAUAUUCUUCAGGAAACACGCGAGACUGAAGACCACGAAGCGCUCCUUUCACGUAUCACCGAGUCAGCGGAGACCAUCUCUCUGUGUAUCUCCCAUCAGAAAAGGAUUCUCGAUGAUGUCCUUACUUUCUCGAAAAUCGACUCAUCAAUGCUGCUUCUAUCACCGCGGAGUGUCCAACCAAAUCAAUAUUUUGCGGGCCCACUUUCUCUUUUUCGGCCGCAGCUGCAAAGAAACAACAUACAUUUCGACUAUCAAGCCGACGUUUCGUAUGCGGAUUGCGGAAUUGAAUGGGUUAUGGCCGAUGUUGAUCGUAUGGGCCAGGUUCUCAUCAACCUUCUCUCCAAUGCAAUAAAAUUCACUGCCAGGUGUGAAAAUGCGCGGAGAAUUCGAGUUUCAAUCGGUGCUUCAAAAGACCGUCCUUCUUCAUACCCUCCGAACGUUGUAUUUUUCACGUCAGGCAAGGCUGCGCUCGGUCUUGAUACGACAGCUUCGCCUGAGUGGGGUGACGGAGAGUUCGCGUACAUUAUGCUCGCUGUUAAAGAUUCCGGUAUCGGCAUCGAUGAUGAUGCCCAGAUGCGGUUAUUUGAGAGAUUUAACCAAGCUACCCCAAGGACAGAAGGGAUUUAUGGCGGCUCAGGUCUAGGCCUCCACGUCAGUAGAAAAUUGUGUCAUCUACAUGGCGGGGAAAUUGGUGUCAGUUCGAAGAAAGAUGAGGGAAGUACAUUUGGAUUUUUCUUUCGAGUGCGCAAGACUAUACACGCCGGUGCAGAGGGCGUUGGCAAGGUUGGUGUCUCGGACGUGGACAAGUUGUCCCAUGACAUCCAAGCGCUGGGCCGGGAAUUGUACGAGGUUGAAGAAUCGACUCAAGACGUACAGAUACCAGAAGACCCUCCACUGAAUCAGAUUGAUGAGUUGAGAAGAGGAGGCCCCGUGGACGAAAGAACGAGGAAUACUGAUAAAAUUGCGCGGCAAGUAACAAUUCGCAAUAGUGAAAGCCACCAAAGCCACAAGGAACCAAAUACCGGUCGACGCAUACUCGUGGUUGAGGAUAACAUCAUUAACAGGCGAAUCCUCUCUCGGAAAUUGGGAUCACUAGGAUUUCAAAUCAUGGAGGCCAAUAAUGGCCAAGAGGCUUUGAAUAAGUUCCAGAACAACAAGAUCGAUUGCAUUCUCAUGGAUAUAGAAAUGCCUGUGAUGGAUGGUAAUGCCGCAACCAAGCGCAUUCGAGAGCUUGAGAAGGACAGCGAUAGACACGUUCCAAUUUUGGGAGUAACAGCGAAUGUCAGAGCGGCACAAAAAUCGGAAAUGUUCGAGGCUGGGAUGGACGAUAUCAUCCACAAGCCGUUUCGUACAGAUGAAAUCCUCGCGAAGAUUAACCAGUUUGUCCCUGCAAGUUUGGCGUUAACAAAUAAAUAA